AUAUGAUGUGACAAAUAUUUCAGCAUGUGCACUUCCAGCAGCCAGUGCACAGUCUUUUGAACGAGGCUUGCAGAGCUGCAGUUAUUUGCUGAAGUGUGCGUGGCCAGUUUCUGGAAGCUUUGACACCUCCACGUGGUCUCCUCCCCUCUCCUGGGGCUCCCUUCCCCCCCGUCUCAGCACACAUUAAAACAACAUGCACUGUGUGUGUGUGGCUCCAUCGGGACGGCAGAGGUUAAAGACGUGCGAGCUUUAGCCACUCCCUUAGCCAACCAAGAUUUUCUUUUUUUAUCCCUUUAUCUCCUCCUCCUCUAGUUUCCCUUGUUCUCUCUCACCCUCGUGCUCACUCGCUCGUUCUGGCUUUUGUGUGAGCGGGUGUAUGUGUGUGCAGCACUGUCCAGGAAAAAAAGAAUGUGUGUGUGAGACACAGAAAGACAGACACAACCGGCAAAGAAAGACUGCAAGGAGUCAGACAGACCAGAAAGGAGGAUACGAGGAGAAGCGUAGAAGCAGACGUGCAGCAGUGAAGAUUGCAGACGUACGCACGAGUGGAGAAUGGAAGACAACACAACAGGUUUAGCUCCAGUGUGCAACUCGGCAGCCACGCUGAACCACCACUGCACCGAUGACAGUAUUUCUGCAGCGAGCACGUCAGAUGUGCAGGAUCGCCUGUCGUCUCUUGAGCUGCGGGUGCAGCAGCAGGACGAUGAGCUGAUGGUGAUGAAGGCUGCGCUGGCAGACGUGCUCAGACGUCUGGCUCAGUCGGAGGACUCCGCCGCCGCUGCCAAAAAACAGCAAAGCAGCAAAGGUCAGACCCCGCUGCGUGAGGCCUAUUCAAUGUCCUGUAUUGCCAAUGGCAGUUCCAGUGGCCGCAAAUCUCACAAAGAUAGUUCCACAGUGUCUAUAGCCAAGAAAGAGACACUCUCCUCUGCCGCUAAGAGUGGUGGCGAGCGUAAAAAAGACAAGCCUCAGAUGGAGGGAAUCAGGGAGAAAGAGGAGGCUCCACAAGCUAACGAUAACACCCCCUCAGCACCCAGCACCCCUCAGGCACCGUCCCCUUCCAGCAACCCCCCCUCCCCUCAUCCCCCACAGCCUCAAAGACAGCUCUCGGAGAACAAGGGGUCAACCCUGGCCAAAAGGGGUAGCAGUGCGAAGCGUGGAGGAAUGGAGCGUUCUCAGAGUAGCACAUGGGACAGCGGAGAGGAGAACAGGAAUAAGCUGGUGAAAGCAGCCUCCACCUCCAAACUGCUGUCCAAAGUGGUGAAGAAUGCAGAGAAACACAGAGAUCCAGUCAUCAGCCAAGCUAAAAUGUCAACCCGUGAAAAAAACAGUCAAGGUAAGGUAUAAUAUGUUGGAGUGUUUAUUAGAGUGUUAAUCAUCACAAUGUUUAUCCCAUCGGAUGUGGAGAAUUACGACGAUGUCCGCACCGAACUUCCCCCAGAGAGACUCAAACUGGAUUGGGUAUAUGGCUACAGGGGACGUGACUGCCGUGCAAAUGUGUACCUGCUACCUACCGGGGAGAUUGUGUAUUUCAUCGCCUCGGUGGUUGUGCUCUUCAACUACGAGGAGAGGACACAGCGGCACUAUUUAGGACACACUGACUGUGUCAAAUGUCUUGCUGUUCAUCCAGAUAAGAUCCGUAUCGCCACAGGACAGAUAGCAGGCGUGGAUAAGGAUGGCAGGCCGCUUCAGCCUCACGUGAGAGUUUGGGACUCGGUCAGUCUGUCCACGCUGCAGAUCAUCGGCCUUGGCACCUUUGAGAGAGGAGUUGGAUCCCUCGCUUUUUCUAAAGCCGACUCAGGCAUUCAUCUCAGUGUGAUUGAUGACUCUAAUGAGCACAUGCUCACUGUGUGGGACUGGCAGAAGAAAUCAAAAAUCGCUGAGAUUAAGACAACCAAUGAAGUGGUCUUAGCAGUGGAGUUUCACCCGACUGACGCCAACACCAUUGUUACUUGUGGGAAAUCCCAUAUUUUCUUCUGGACCUGGAGCGGUUCCUCACUCGCCCGCAAACAAGGCAUCUUUGGCAAAUAUGAGAAGCCCAAAUUUGUACAGUGUUUGGCCUUCCUCAAUAAUGGAGACAUCCUGACUGGAGACUCAGGAGGAAUCAUGCUGAUAUGGACCCGCAGCACCGCUGAACCAGCACCAGGGAAAGGGCCGAAAGGAGCGUUUCAGAUCAUGCGUCAGAUCAAGGCUCACGACGGCAGCGUCUUCACUCUGUGUCAGAUGAGGAACGGCACUCUGCUUACAGGGGGCGGCAAAGACCACAAGAUCAUUCUGUGGGACCACGACCUGAAUCCAGAGAGAGACAUCGAGGUCCCAGAUCAGUAUGGCACUAUUCGUGCAGUAGCCGAGGGUAAGGGGGAGCAGUUUCUAGUGGGCACCUCACGCAACUUCAUUUUGAGAGGCACCUUCAACGAUGGAUUCCAGGUGGAAGUGCAGGGACACACGGAUGAGCUGUGGGGUCUGGCCGCCCACCCGUUCAAGGACCUGUUCCUCACCUGUGCUCAGGACAGACAGGUGUGUCUGUGGAACUCAGUGGACCACACACUGGAAUGGACCAGACUGCUGGACGAGCACGGGCACUGCGCAGAUUUCCAUCCUAGCGGUUUGGUUGUUGCCAUUGGUACUCACUCAGGGAAGUGGUACGCUCUGGACGCAGAGACGCGAGACCUGGUGGCCAUUCACACAGAUGGCAAUGAGCAGCUGUCAUUAAUGCGCUACUCUGUCGAUGGCACGCUGCUGGCAGUGGGAUCACAUGAUAACUUCAUUUACCUCUACACGGUGUCGGAUAAAGGGCGCAAGUACAGCAGAUAUGGGAAAUGCACUGGACAUUCCAGCUACAUUACACAUCUUGACUGGUCCCCCGACAACAAGUUCAUCAUGUCCAACUCAGGAGACUACGAAAUCCUUUACUGGGACAUUCCAAACGGUUGUAAGUUGAUUCGUAACCGUUCUGAGUGCAAGGACAUCGACUGGGCCACAUAUACCUGCGUGCUAGGAUUCCACGUCUUUGGUGUCUGGCCGGAAGGUUCAGAUGGGACAGAUAUCAAUGCCCUUGUGCGUUCUCACAACAGGAAGGUGAUAGCUCUGGCUGAUGACUUCUGUAAAGUGCACCUUUUCCAGUACCCCUGCUCAAGACCGAAGGCCCCAAGCCACAAGUACAGUGCCCAUAGCAGUCACGUGACAAACGUGAGCUUCAUGCACAGUGACAGUCAUCUGAUUUCAACGGGCGGCAAGGACAUGAGCAUCAUGCAGUGGCGUCUGGUGGAGAAGACCUCAUCCUUGGUGCACAGUGACUCCAGCCUGGGUCUGGGCGAUUCCCUGCUGCACAACUCCACUCCUCGCACCCUGGCGUCGGUACCCAGCGUUCCCCACACUCCUACUGAGCCCAUGCCGGUGCCAGCCUCGCUACCCAUCAGCACCCAACCCAACACUCCCCCUCCCACUCCAACCGAACCCCUGCACACGGUUACUCCUAAUGGACAGCAGGAUGGCUCCCCUGAAACCCCACCCCCUUCGGAUGAGGCCAUGUCCACAUCCGACAGCACCGUGAGCCCCAAGGACAGCCUAGAGCCUAGCGACGAUACAGCCACACCCAGUGAUGAGGGCAUGACCUUUAACCCACCCUUAUAAGGCAGUCCGACCCCUUCUCUGGCCUGCUCGAUAGCCCCCCCAAAGGCACCAGCAUGUCACUGCAGCCUCCCUGUCGGAUUACAAAAGCAGGGUCUCCUCAGUUUUUAUCCUUUCAAGAUUUUCUUUUCAUUUUGUGUCUUAGUUUGUUGUUAUGUUGACAUUCAGUAGAUGUGGUUGUGGAGGCAUUGGUUUGGGUUGGAAGGUUGGAGGUUUGGAAUGUGUAGUUAAAAACCUUUGGAAAGAUUUAGUACACCUACAAGUUUACACUGACACACACACACACACACACACACACACACUACCACACAAACACUAAUACACACAUGCAUAGACACAUCAAUAACUGUGAUACAUUAAAAAAAUAGAAGAAAACAAAUGAUUUACCAGUGCUAGAUACAAAGUGCACAUUCAUGUAAACAGAUAAACAGACAAAUACAACAUAAAAUGGACACAUGCUUUCAAUUUAUUGGCAUUUGCAUAUACAUCAAUACACUUACUGCUUAAGGAUCAGUAACUAAGGAUAAAUUAAGUUGAAUUACUAAGCUUCUCCUCACUUUCCUCACCCCCAAAAAAUUUACUUUCUGUAUUUAUUUACCCAUCUUCGUUGUUCCAGACGUGUAUGACUGACUUUCUUCUGUGGAACACAGAUGUUUUGUAAAUGUUUUAAGGAUCUUUUGAAGAUCUCUCGAAAAUCUUUCAAAGAUCUUUUGAAGAUGUUUUGAGGAUCUUUCGACUGUUUGUCCAGACAAUGGAAGUCAGUUGGGUCCAAAUCAACAUUAGACCACUUUGACUUUCAUUCUUCAAAAUAUCUUUUUAUUUGUUUGUGCAAAAGGCAAGUCAUAUAGGCUUGGAACAACAUGAAGUUGAGUAAAUUAUGUUCAUUUUUUGGGUAAACUGUCCCUUUAAAUGAGUAAACCUCUUGCUCUCUGUGAAUAUUGGUGGAGGGCUGCAUGUAAAGCUGAUUUGCAUGCUUGCAUAGCAUCUGUCCCUGAGCCAAAACUGCAGCACAUAUAUAUCUGGUGACGCCAGGCAGGUGCCCCUGGCAUAUUAGUCGGACUCAAGGACUUCAACAAUUCAAGCUGCUUCUGCCGGUCGCCAUGGUCAUGGACACCUUGAAUUUCAACUCGGCACAAUUAUUGCCGAUUUACAGAAUAAUAGCCAUAAACAGCAGAACACUUAAUUCAGCACAAACACAAGUAACACACACAAUUCUGACCUGCCUCAAAAUGGGGUUUGCAUGGCGAUAGCCCAGCUAUUUUAUAAAAAUCCGCCUGUCUAAAGAUGCCGUAUGACCAUCACAUCUCCCUCGGUUUCCUCUGUUGGACUGGAGAACCUCAUCUGUACUCAUACCAUCCAUUUUAACCUUGCAUCCAAAUGACUCUCUUCUCACUGAGACUGAAUUGUUUUUAGGUUUCAUUUUGGGACAGUUUUUCUUGUCAUUUUGUUCAUUGGACUGAGAUGUUCUUGUUUUUUAUCAUAUGAGAGAACGAUAGAUUAAACGAGUCUUAAAUGUGCGUGAGUGUGUAUCUGCGCGCAAGUUGCCCCUUCUUUCAUUCCGCUGAAGGGUGUUCACCCUCCCCAUCUCUCCCUUACAUUUCUCAGGAUCACUCUUUUUGGAGAGAGUCCAAAAGAGAAAGAAAGUCAAAGGAUGAAAUGUUUUUCCCCACUCCUUUUUGUAAUGCUUACAAAAACAGUACCAGAAAGUACCAUGAUUAUACCAUGGUAUUAUUUGUACCUAUUAUUUGGCUAAUUUAGGUUAUUUGUGCUAUUUCUUGACAUUGCCAGGAUGGAAUAUCAUGGUAUUUGAAUAUGGUGUCCUAUUAUAUUUAUAUAUACAGUGAUGAGGUGGGAGUAAAAAUUAUGUUUCAAUGCUUUUGCAUUAUCUCUUAAAUGUAUUGUGUUCCUCUAAGAAAUUUAGCAUUUUCUUGCAAAAGUAGUGCAUUCCCCUGAGAAAUUUUGCACUCAUUCACAAAACAUUAGCUUUUUUCUCACAAAACUAUUAUGAUCCCCUGAGAAACUUUGUGAAACAUUUGUAUUCUUCUGUAAAAGUAUUGUGUUCUGCCGAGAAAGUUUGCAUUCAUUCACAAAACAAUUGUGUGUUCUUCCGAAAGAAAAUUAUACUGCAUUCCCCUGAGAAACUUUGUGUUUGCUCGUAAAAGCACUAAAAUAUAGCUUUUCUUCCCAUCUUAUAUUUCCAUCACAAAAGAUUUCUGAGAGAACACAAGGGAAUGCAAAAGCAUUGAAAUAUAAUUUGGUAUUACCAUAUGAUACCAUGGUACUUCCACAGUACGUUUUGUAAGAGGAUGCUCUCCCAAGCCUUUGUAUGUUUCCCUCAACAAGAGAUAUGGAUGAAAAAGAAGAUUAAACAGCAUUCGGAGGUGCCGAUAUCUUGAGUUGAAGUGAGUCUUUUCUCUGAAAUGAACCAAUAUCAGAGAAACGCAAGAGCACAGCUGCUGAGAGAGAUUCCCUCCAGUACUUCUUUAAGAAUGUGAACAUAAAUCAUCAAUAUUACACCAGAAGAGAUAUCAAAACAGCUCUCAAACCAGCUUUGGAGGCAACCUCUAGAUUUUAAAGCAUUGCAGAGUAUUAAAACACAUUUUAUGUGCAGUCUCUGUGCACAAAAGCUUGAAAAAGCAUGGUUUACAUGCUCAGAUUUAAGGAUGCAAUGCUGUAUUGAUGUAUGGAAUUGAAAAGCCUGGUUCAAAUACACAUUUACAGCAAUUUGGGUUUGAAUUUUUGAUUGUGAAAGAAUGACAAUCUUCUGUAAUGUGUAUAACACAAUACACAUCAGCAUUCAGAUGCUAGGUAUUUUACCCAACUGCCUCAAAUUCAUAUGUUUGAUCCAGUUGUUUUAGGUUAUUUUUAAGUGCAUAAAAUGGAUGUAAUAGUGGACUAGGUGGCUUUAGAAAUGUUUAGAUAGAUUUAGGUAGAUGAAAUGAUAACUGAUUGUUUUCUGGGUGUUGGUGUUUUUAUGCAAUGUUGCGCUGUAGACAGUGAUGAGUUGAAUGCCCCUCAGCUGGUCUGCAGUUUCUUUUUAUAACUUUUUAUGAAUGCUUUAUGGACUAUUCCUAUUUUUAAGCAAGAUGGAAGGUUUUCACUGAGAUUGCCUUAGUUAGGUUUUCCAUGGACUACCAUGCUUGAUGUUUUUGUCUUGUCCUAUACGGUGGGAAGUAGGGUGGGGUGGGGGUGGGGAUAUUGCAUCUAACUGAAUGGCAUUCAGACAUUUUUAAGUGUGUCUUGAGUAUCAGAAUACUUUUUGAGGCCACUAUCUAGGCUCUCCUGAACAUCUGGCCUCUUAAAACGUCAGGACACCAUUGAUAUCAAAAGGGCAACUCUCAGAAUCUUUACACAAAUUGCAAACGAGGAUGUUGAUCUUUCACAGACCUUUAUUGUUGCAUUCAGGGCUGGCUUUAUUGUGUAUAUAUUGGUGUACCUGUAUGUAUAUAACUUUUGUGGGUUGGUAGGUUCUCUGAAAGGGCAAUGUUUCCAUGUUUGUUUUCAUCCACGAAAAAGCUGGGAGACUGUUCUCCUGCAGAUGCAGGUAUCGUGGCCUUGUGGCAUGAGUUCAGAUUUAAGGAUUUGUUGCACUGUGGCUGGUGGUUCUCUACCUGGAUAUUUCUCAGUUUGGAGAGUCCAGGGCUUUUCUAUAGACCUGUCACUUCCAAGAACAUACUUGUUAAUCUGAAACCUGUUAGCCAAAUGAAGCGUUGCAUACAGAACUGUUUUUUGAAUGUCACAGAUUAUUUGCCUUUGUAUUUUGAUAUUGAAAAGAAUGGUGAGUGUGUUGGUAGUAGUAAUGGUGAAGCGUUUGGGUAUUUUAAGAGAGUAUUUGAAACUGCGCAGAAGCGGUUGAUAUCAAUGUAUUGGUGUUCACCAUUGAGGAGACUGCUGUUUGUGUUUUUAUAUCUGCUAAUAUCCAAGAGCUAAUUUCCAAAACAUACACAGGGAAAGAGAGAGAGGGAAUGGAAAAGUCCAGUUGGUGAUUUUAUCUACAGUUGGAGGAAAUGCUGGGCUUGAGUACAGCUCUGGACUUCCAAAUGCUUUGCUGUUUGCAGGGUGUCUGACUAUAUCUUCAUCGAAUAAAGGUGCGGAGAUAAAGCUAAGCUUUUCUGAUAAACAGAAUGACAGUUAUGAAAACCACAAUGAUGAUCUGCAAAUGAUUCAAUGUUAACAAAAUAUGAACAUUUUGCGAAGCUUCUUUUGUUUUUUCUUUUUCUUGUGACAAAGUUUGAGCCAAUCUGUCUCUUAUGCAUUCCUGCCAAUGGGCAGAAAAUACUGAAGAAUUUAGAAAAUAAAGAAACAUUUUUAAAAACA
Molecule: messenger RNA, 7944 nt
Organism: Cyprinus carpio (common carp)
Lineage: Eukaryota; Metazoa; Chordata; Actinopteri; Cypriniformes; Cyprinidae
Product: echinoderm microtubule-associated protein-like 4
Exons: 24
Biological process (GO): microtubule cytoskeleton organization
Cellular component (GO): mitotic spindle
Molecular function (GO): microtubule binding
Source: RefSeq, a predicted model, not a curated record